Molecule: messenger RNA, 858 nt
Organism: Mytilus californianus (California mussel)
Lineage: Eukaryota; Metazoa; Mollusca; Bivalvia; Mytilida; Mytilidae
Product: D-beta-hydroxybutyrate dehydrogenase-like
Exons: 8
Coding region: 1-774 (257 amino acids)
Molecular function (GO): oxidoreductase activity
Source: RefSeq, a predicted model, not a curated record
AUGGAGGGGAAAGUAGCGUUAGUUACGGGAUCUACAAGUGGAAUUGGUCUAGGGAUUGCAAAGGAACUUCUUAAGAAUGGGUGUGAAGUUAUCUUGACUGGCUCAAGAAGUAAAGAAAAUGCGACAACAGCUAUCAAGGAAGCGAAGGCAAGUGGAUCCGUUGUGCAUUAUAUACAGUGUGAUUUGUCCUGUCAGGUAGAAUCCCUGUGUAAUGAAGUAGAUAAAAUAUAUCCUGGUGGUAUCGACAUACUAGUCAACAAUGCAGGUAUCAAUUUUGUGAAAUAUAUUGAUGAAUAUCCAGUAGAAAAAUGGAACGAGUUGAUAGCAAUCAAUCUAACUGCUCCUUUCUUAUUGAUAAGGCAUUGUUUGCCAAAAAUGAAGAAAAAACAUUGGGGAAGAAUAAUCAAUAUAUCGUCCGUGCAGGGCACAAUUAGUGCACCAGGAAAAGCUCCGUAUGCCACAUCAAAACAUGGAAUUAUUGGUCUUACAAAGGGCGUAGCUCUUGAGGUAGCGGCUCAGGGUAUAACAGUGAAUGCUAUCAGUCCAGCUUGGGUUGACACUCCAUUGGUGCAAGUCCAGUUUGAAAAGUAUGCACGUGAAAACAACAUUUCAGUAGAUAAAACAAAGGAGAUAUUCCUUGAAAAGACCCAGCCCACUAAGCAAAUGAUAGACACAGCUCAGCUAGGACAACUGGUUGUGUUUUUAUGUUCCUAUGGAGGAGCCAGUAUGACUGGAUCUGUUCUUACUAUGGAUGGAGGAUAUACUGCUCAGUAAUACUAAAACUGAUACAUCACCAAUGAGUGUUUCGUCCCAGUCACAGCAAAAUUAUGAAAUAAAAUACAUUUAUACAUAAGACGA